AGAAUUAAAUUUGAAUAUUGAAAAAGUGCUUUAGUCUUUUUUUUUAGAAGAAAAUUUCCAUUAAUUUUAUUUAAUAACACAAGAAGGAAUCAAAUUUCAAAAUAAGAUUUCUUAAUGAAAGUAAAUUAUUGAGAAAUUCUUACUGAUGGCGAACUAAAAUAUCAAAUCGGGAAAAUGUAGUAACAAUCAAUCAACAUAAUGGAUCUCCUUAACAAUAUUGAGUUGCGGUAUUGAAAGGGGGAAGAAAGUUGAGAAAUAAAACAUAAAAAUUCUGUGUAUAUCUUUUGCUCUUUAUGUAUUAUAAUACGUUAAGAAUGUUUUAAUGUAGAGGAUAACAGCAAAAAAAAAAACAUUAACUUAAUUAUAUAUUUCGGUCCUUUGCAUAAAAUCCUAUCUUACAUGUUUUAUUUCUUCUGUCAAAUUUCGUGUGUAUGUGUGUGCGAUUCUUAUAAAAAAAAUUUGAAUUCAAUAGCUCUUAAUUAAAGCACACAUAUAUAACGUAAUAUAAAAAUAAAAUAUAAUCACAUUCUACGUAUACACCUUUACGUUAAAAAAUUAAAAAAUUCCAAAAAAAGAGGAAAAUUAAAAGAAAAUAAAACAAAAAAUUUAUAAAUACAAAUGGCUAACAAAAUGGCUCUAGAAAAAUUAAAAAGGACCUUAAAUACUUUAACAAUAUUUUCAAUUUUAAUAUUUUUCAUAAUAUUAGUACAACAAUAUCCAACAACAGAGGCAUUCAAUAUAUUCCUUCCUGGAACCCGGGAGCAAUGUACAAAUGAAGGAGAAGAGUAUCCAUUAGAUAAGAAAACUUUUAAGUGCUUUAAAUGUUUCUGUCAGAAUGGUUUCGUUAAAUGUGAUAAGGAAAGCUGUCCGUCAAUUGAUGAUUGCUAUUUGUUACAAUUGAAAAACUCAACAACAUGCUGUGAUAAAUGUAAAGAAUGCACAUAUAAAGGAGUUCAGUAUAUAAGUGGAACAGAAUGGUCAGAUCCUGAUGAUUCUUGUACUAAUUAUAAAUGUGUUUCCGGUGUUAUAACUAAAACAUCCGUUCAAUGUUAUACACCAUGUAACAAUCCAUUACCAUCAAGACCUGAUGAAUGUUGCCCGUCAUGUCACGGUUGUUCAUUAAGUGGGAAUAUAGUACCGGAAGGUCAAGAAGUAACAUCAAUUGAAGAUCCUUGUUUAAAAUGUACAUGCAUAAAUAAGAGGCUAACAUGUAUAAAAAAAGCUUGUCCAGUUUUACAAUGUCCACCAUCAAAACAGGAGCAUAAACCAAAUGAAUGUUGCCCUAAAUGUACAGAACGAAAGCAAUAUAUGUCAUUGCCCAGUAAAAUGAGUACUCGUUGUUUAUUUGGUAAACAAGCAUACCCGGAUGAUGGACGAUUAUAUAACCAAGAUAAAUGUUCAUCAUGUCAAUGUAAAAAUGGUACAACCAUAUGUAAUCGUGUCACUUGCCCAAUAUUAGAAUGUUCACCAGAAUCACAACAAAUAAAUUCAGAUGAUUGUUGUCCGCAUUGUCCGAAAUAUAAUACAGAAAUUCGACGUUCAACAUGUACUCAUCAAGAUAAAAUUUAUCAAAAUAAUGAAACAUGGCAUGUUGGACCAUGUCGAUCAUGUAGAUGUCUAGGUGGUGAAAUACGUUGUGUUCUAACACAAUGUCCGCCUGUAAAAUGUGAACCAAAUGAAUCAUUAGUUACACAUGAAAGUCAAUGUUGUCCAAAAUGUGAAGCAAGUGCCGGUACUUGUACCGUAUUUGGUGAUCCACAUUUUAAAACAUAUGAUGGUAAAUUUUUCAGUUUUCAAGGUUCAUGCAAAUAUCAAUUGAGUGCAGAUUGUUUAGAUGAUACAUUUAGUAUUCGUGUAACUAAUGAGGCUCGUAAUACAAAACUUUCAUCAUGGAUUAAGACUGUAACAUUGAAAUUAAAAGAAUUAAGAGUUAAUUUAGGACAAAAAUUGAGAGUUAAAGUUAAUGGUACUAGAAUAACCUUACCAUAUAGUUACAAUAAUAUUGUUGAUGUAAAACGAAUAAAAGAUGGUGUUAUAGUUAAAACUGAUUUAGGUGUUACAAUUGAGUGGGAUGGUAAUAAUUUUUUACAAGUUUUAGUACCAGCAAAAUAUAAAAACAAAUUAUGUGGAUUAUGUGGAAAUUUUAAUGGUUUAGUACGUGAUGAUUUAACAUCACGUGAAGGUUAUAAUCAUUCUGAAGAAGAUGUAUGGCGUUUUGCAAAUUCAUGGAAAGUUGGUGGUUUAAAAGCAUGUAGUAGAGCACGUGAUAAAUUAGCUAAAAAACCGACAUGCCGUCGUAGAAAAUGGGAAAUAUGUGAACCAUUACGUACAUCAGCAAUAUUUGGUAAUUGUGAUAACGAAUUAAAUCCAACAAAUUAUUUUAAUGCAUGCUCAAUGGAUAUGUGUGAAUGCCCUUAUGAUGGUGCAUGUCAAUGUGAUAGUUUUGCCGCAUAUGCACAUGAAUGUCAGCGAUUAGGUUUUGAAUUACCAGAUUGGAGACAACAAACAAAUUGCCCAUAUCGUAAUUCAACAACAAAAUAUAAUUUAAAUACACGAAUAAAUUAUAAUAAUAAAUUACAAGAGAGUAUACCACAAGUUUUUGUUAAACAGAAGCAACAACCACAGAAACGACGUAGAACAACACCAUGGCCACAUAAUUAUUAUAUACCGAAAGCUUUGUUAAUACCAAAACCAGCUGGUAGAACACCACCGCCUUUGCACUGAACAUUUAAUUAAAUUUAGAUGUAUGUAUAUGUAUAUAUAUAUAUAUAUAUAUACGUAUACAUACAUUACCCUACAUUAAAAAAAAUGUAUUUAUAGUUAUUUGAAAUUUUAAUUCUUACACAUUUAUUAAAUUAUUAUAGGAAAAUAAUUAUAUUUUUUAUGUAAAAAAAACAAAAAGCCAAUAAAAAAUAAAAUUCUAUUAUGAAUUUACAUUUAAUUGCAACCAAUACACGUAUUAAAUAUGAAAGGAGUAGAUUUUAUUUUAUUUUUGUAUUUUUAAUGUUUGUGUAUAUUGCAAUAAUGUUGAAUGCUAUGAUUGUGUUUAAGAUAAAAUUUAAAACAUUCUCAAAUAAAAUUUUCUCUAAAUGUUAUUACAAAUUUAAUUAAUUUAAUUAUUUUUAUUUAAAAAAAAAGGAAAUUAAUUAUUAUAUAAUUAUAGGAAAUUAGUAUUUUUUUUUGUUUAGAUUAAAUUUAUAAU
Messenger RNA from Condylostylus longicornis, 3202 nucleotides. It is a transcript of the gene cv-2, whose product is annotated as BMP-binding endothelial regulator protein. The coding region runs from base 619 to 2724 and encodes 701 amino acids. The transcript is spliced from 8 exons. The record is from RefSeq and is a predicted model, not a curated record. Gene Ontology annotation, molecular function: protein binding. Lineage: Eukaryota; Metazoa; Arthropoda; Insecta; Diptera; Dolichopodidae.